Molecule: messenger RNA, 1299 nt
Organism: Pyrenophora tritici-repentis Pt-1C-BFP
Lineage: Eukaryota; Fungi; Ascomycota; Dothideomycetes; Pleosporales; Pleosporaceae
Source: RefSeq, a predicted model, not a curated record
AUGCACCCAGAUGUCGCGCCCAGAAUCGUCUGGCAACAGCCCGCCAAAACGUCGACUUAUGAUAAGCUACUUUUACGAUGGAAGAAGCGACCCGCAAAAACGGUACCGCUUGAAUUCCAAUCACAGCCCGGCGUGGACCGUUCUCUCUGCGGAAUACCUCUACCAGUCAAUGAGCGAAAAGCUCUCGACUACUUCAAGGCGCGGUUGUGGCCGCUUCUUUCCACGGUCAAUGAGCCAUGUCCACCCCCGCUUGCGCUUGCUUUCCGCUCUCAGCCGGUCCUCCAAGCAUUGUGUGUAUUUGCAGAAGAACACCGCGCGCUUCAAGAAUCAACAACAUCCAACCAAAACAUCGAGAGGAGAAGACUGCAUUGCUUGUCCACCAUCCGCGACCAGCUGGGCGGCAAACAUUCCGAACGCGCUUCGCUCUCUGCCCUCCUGGUGGCAGUAUUACUGCUGUACUUUUCAGAAGGCUACGUCAAAUGUACCAAUGCCGAUGCUUCGACCCUCUGUCAUUUGGCAGGAGCAUUGGCCAUCAUUGAUGCGCUUGGAGGAUUUGAGUCCGCAUGGUCAACCUCCGAUAGGAUUACUAGGAUGUUACUCUCUGAACUGGCAUCUACGGAUUUAACAGAUGCCUUGCUCCAAGACAGAAGACCUUCUUUUCCCAUCACCAUCUGGGAACACAUGGAGGAGAGCUCUGUCUGGUGGGACACCGUACCUGGUACCAAAUCGCUUACCUCGGUCUUUUGCACCCUAGCUGAAAUGAGCUUCUACAGACAUGGACAACAGAAUGGAGCCGAAGCUUGUGUCGAAAAAGUCAAGUCGUUCGAACGAGCGCUCGAACCGACUUACCCUAUGAUGGACUACACGACUGGAAGUUACUCUGGAGAUGCAGGGAAAGAGCUAUUUGACCCUGGGGUAACCGCAUCAUUAUCCUUAGUUCGUGCUUUCCAACAUGCUGGCCUCAUAUAUCUCUACAGCGCCAUUUACAACAUGCCGACUAAACAUGUUCUUGUGCAACAGCAUGUCCACGCCUGCUUAGAGUGCAUACGAAGCAUGGGUGCCAGAUCGAAGGCUCAAAACUGUUCGCUUUUUCCGUUAUAUGUGGCUGGCGCACAUUCGAUCGUGGAUGAACACCGGAUGUAUGUUUUGGAGGCGCUCGAGAUCAUUCACAACAACUUGCGAUUCGAGUCGGUUCCGUCUAUUCGGAAAAACCUGGAGAUGUUGUGGCUACCUUCUCGUAACCCUACAACUUGGACCGAAAAUUUCAAAGAUGCUGCUGUUUGUACAUUAGUGAUAUAG